CGCUGGUAUGAUCAUACGUCGUCCAUAGCACUCGCCCAACCUCCAAUACUCUGAUCGUGCCGUCAUCCGUGCCUGCGACUGGCAGCUGAGGGCCUCGAGGACGUCUUAGGCAGCGUCGAGCACUCACACGCUUCCAUUCCCUCGAUAUCCCCGGCCUGCGCGACAGCCAAUAAACCUGCUCAUCUUCCUUCCCUCCUGAUACCGACCACACUCUCCUUUGCUCUCUUUCGAACUUUCCACGACUGGGCGACCGCAGUGAUGCCCGAGUACGUCUAUGCGCUCCACGAUUUCGCCCCGGAGCACGACGACGAGGUCCCGUUCCGCGCUGGUGAGCGGAUAGAAGUGCUGGAGAAGGAUGACUUAUAUGGGGACGGCUGGUGGCAGGGUCGAAAUCUCGCGGGUCAGACGGGUCUUUUCCCUCAAAGCUAUACCACCCCUGCUCCUCCCGCUGCUUCCGUGUCUCCUCCGCACUCAUCGGCGGCGCCUCCAGCGCCAGCGCCAGCCACUGGCAGCAGCUCCGCCCUGCAAACACUAUCAGAAGAGCCCGAAUCGACCGCGGCCAGCCCUCCUGCUACGACAAACGGUAACCACACAAGGGCGGCCAGCCAGGGCGAGGAAGUUAUGCGGGCAACUAUGACAGAUGUGCAGCAGGCUAUCGAGCAGCUGGGCCGGAGCGAUCGGGACGGUGCGCGCAGCUUCAGCUUCGCGAGUACGCGCGAGGGCGACGUCACUGAUCGAGAAAGCGAGAGCGAGGCAAUGCUGGAGUCCGAUGCAGAGGGGGAGAACUGGCACAAGGACGCGCGGCAGAGGCUGGCGGAGCAGGCGAGAAGGGCGAACGAGCGGGCUGCAGCGGCUGAAGCUGCUCAGCUGGAGAGCCUGCGUGCGUCGGGCCCGCCGAUUGAAGCUGAGAUGAGUGAUGAGAGCGAGGACGAGGACGAGGGCUCUCCGGACCUCCGGCGGCACUCGCACAUCACAGAGGAGGACGAGGAAGAUACGGGUCCAGCGAUCAUGGCUAUUAUCGCGAAUUCAGUUGCAGAAGAAGCUCCUAGCAUGUCAUCCCACGAACUUUAUCUCCCCCCGACAGACGAGAAUGAGGCUCAAACUGCUACAGCUAGAAGGACGUCAUUCCCGGUUAUAUACCCCCCUAUCCAGGCUUCAACAAGUGCAGAGAACGUUGCUCCUCCAACACCUACGUCCCCCAUGUCGUCACCCUUGCUUAUCCACAAGGAACCGUCGACGAACCGGUUGUCUGUUGAAAGCAAGACUGCUCAGAGUUCCACCACCGCUAUAGUAUCCACCUCCGCAACAAUGCGGGACGUCACACCCGGCCUUCCUUCGCCAUCCGCCUCGUCCAUCCAGAUGCCGCAACCGCAGACGAUUGUUGUGACUUCUGCACCUGCGAUGCCACCUGCCCAGCAUGCAGAACCCCCGGAGUUAGCUCCCACGUCGGACGAAUUGCUCAAGAAGCCCUCCUCGCAUCCCACAGAUUGGACAGUGGAAGAAGUUGUUGAAUGGCUCAAAUCGAAAGGGUUUGACCAGACUGUAUGCGACAAGUUCAUCGAGCAAGAGAUUACCGGAGAUGUCCUCCUCGAACUAGAUGCUAACCUGCUCAAGUCAGAGAUCGGGAUCGCCGCUUUUGGGAAGCGCGUCCGGAUAGCCAACGCUAUCCAGGAGCUACGCCGCCCUCCGUCUAUAGUCUACUCUGACCAUCAGCCAUCGAACAUCAUCACGCAAGCCUCGCCCUCACAGCCCUCACAAGGCUUCUCCCACUCUCGUUCACAUUCUUAUUCACACUCUCACUCCCACUCGAUUCAGAGCUCGGCGCAGAGCGUCGGCCGGAGCCCGACUACGCCGGCCACAGCCAACACGAUGAGCACUGCGCCCGAAUCCGCUGGUUUCUCAUCCAUGAUCGGCAGCGACAGCGGCACCGGCGAGUUCACGCUGCCUAGUCCCGAUGCUCGACAGAGCACGAAGGAGUUCCUGGAAUCUCGCAGGGAGUCGGCAAGAUCCAAUUUAAACGCGACUGCCGAUCAGGAUCAGACGAAAUUUGGGCUAGGGCUCGCGGUUCCUGGAGAGCCCAAUGGGGCGGAGACGAAUGGCAAGUCAGCCAAGAACCGUCCGCCGCAACUUACAUUAUCGCCGAGUGAUGGUGCGCUGGCCGCGAAGGCUGCAUCGGCCGAGCAGCUGUUGGAAGGCCGGGAUGAAGAUCGGGCUGCCAUGAGCGAGGGUGAGACUGCACAAGCUUCUCCGACAAAGGCGAAGAAGACCGCCCGUCGCAUGUUCGGUCGUUCCGUGGACUCCUCGUCCCCUCGGGAAAAGGACAAGGAGUCGUUGAAGUCGAAGGAGGGCGCUUCGCCAAUGUCAGCUACGUCCAAGAGGGAAUCUAGCAAGUCGGACGAACAGAGCGUCGUCAGUCGGCAUAGCAAGGGCAAACGCAGCGUCGAUGCAACGAAAUCGACAGAUCGUCUGAGCUUGUUUGGAGGCACCUUCAGUGGAACCCUGGGCAAGUCACGGAAGCCCCCUCCCAGGUACUCCUCGAUCGUUGACAAUGCCGACCUAACUUCCGAAAAAUCUGGAAGCGGCUUCUCCAAGAUCUACGGCGGGGGCAAGAAGUCUUCGGGCCGACCGUCCACCGCGGACGGGUCUACUCCUCGCCAGAGCUUCAGGGACAAACCGAAGUCAAGUCCACCGAAGGAGGGUGAGAAAAGACCUGAGCGCUUACGCAAACGCACUAUCUCAAGUUCCGACGCAGUUGCUACAGCGCCGCGUGGCCUGGUGGGUAACCAACUGAAGCCCGGGCAGAGCGUCCUUGAACAGAUAGGCACACCCGAUCACAACGGGUGGAUGCGCAAGAAGGGCGAACGCUAUAACACGUGGAAACUCAGAUACUUCGUGUUGAAGGGGCCGCAUUUGUACUACAUGCGUAGCAACAGUAAAACCGAGACCAAGCUGAAGGGCUACAUCAAUAUCGUGGGCUAUAGGGUCGUAGCAGACGAGAACGUCGACCCUGGGCGUUACGGAUUCAAGAUCGUGCAUGAUACCGAGAGGUCGCACUUCUUCAGUUCAGACGAACAACUGGUCAUCCGUGAAUGGAUGAAAGCUCUGAUGAAGGCGACCAUCGGAAGGGACUAUACAAAACCCGUCGUUUCAUCAUGUAAUGUUCCUACAAUCCCACUCACUGUGGCGCAAGCUAUGAACCCGGCCCCUCGCCCACCGUCACCCGGUGCUCGGGCCGCCACGCAGAAGGCUCUUCGCCGUGAAAACCCCAAUCAGCUUUCGAGUCGUGACGCACGCAUCUUGAUGGGUUUGCCCUCUGCUGGGGGCACUGAGAAUAAGGAGCCUGACCGUGCGAGGUUGGACUCGGUCUUCGCAGAUGACGCGAGCCUGUCGAAUGGCGCCGAGCCUCACACUCCCAAGGCCAUGUCACCAAAGAGCCCGGUACCUCCACGGCCAUCAAGAGAGAUGCGCAGGAUGAGCACGCCACUAUCAGGAGGGGCCGGAGACAUCGAUCAAGAGCUAGUUGACUGGGCCAAUUCACAUUUGCCACAAAAUCUCCAUAUUACAGGCUCGGCAGGCUCGCUGUACGGCGGUCUUGCGCUCCUGAGGCUGGCUGAGUCGAUCAAGGGGAAGCCGUCGUCUCCUCCCGUGCCUGAUUCUGCAUUCCCGACCAAUCCGAGUGAUGACAAACUGGACGGGCUGUUUAGGCUCUUCGACUUCUUGCUCGAUAACGACGUGAAGAUGGGUACCGUGAGUAUCAACGACAUUCGUCAGGGUAAACGGGACAAGGUUGUCCAGCUUCUGAAAGCGCUGAAGGCUUGGGAAGACAAGAGAAAAAUCCUAGCGCAGUCCAUCAGCAAUCCUGUUGUACCUUCAGGGGCAUUCAUGGCAAUGGGCGGGCCAGCGGGACCGGGAGGAUUAUCAUGGGGUUACAGUGCAUAGACAGGGACUUCUUCGUUUUCAAUAGUUGCUACCGGACAUGCGUUAUAAUCUCAAAGAUCUGUAUUUAGCUCUAAUCCUGUGUAUACUCGGACUUUGCAGCAUGCGUACCUUGCAAAUUUUGACUGUUGUUUCCUA
Molecule: messenger RNA, 4074 nt
Organism: Gloeophyllum trabeum ATCC 11539
Lineage: Eukaryota; Fungi; Basidiomycota; Agaricomycetes; Gloeophyllales; Gloeophyllaceae
Exons: 10
Coding region: 259-3939 (1226 amino acids)
Molecular function (GO): protein binding
Source: RefSeq, a predicted model, not a curated record